AUGGCACCAGCGUCUCCUCCUGGUUCUUGGAAUUUCACAGUUGGAUGGAUCUGCGCCCUGCUGGUCGAGUAUAUUGCCGCUCUGCAGGUCUUGGACGAGACUUAUGAGGACCACCCGGAUGCCUUGCAAGCCAAGGGCGACUACAACGUGUACACCCGGGGCCGCAUCGGGAAACACCAUGUUGUGGUAGUUUGUCUACCCGCCAAUUCGUAUGGCUUGGUGUCCGCGUCCAGGGUCAUAGCAAGUAUGCGAAGCAGCUUCCCCUCGAUCCGGUUCGCAGUCAUGGUGGGAAUCGCCGGGGGCUCCCCGGAUGCUGGCAACGACGUGCGCCUCGGGGAUGUGGUCGUCGGAACCCGGGUGAUCCCGUACUUGUUCGGCAAACAAACCCCCAGUGGGCAUGAAUACACGGGCCAUGUGCUUUACCCUCCCGAUAUUCUUCUGUACCGAGCGAAUGACAUGCAGCAUCGCACCAUGGUACAAUUGAAUAUGGAAGAAAUCAUUGAGGACAAGAUCGGCCGCAUGUCCAGCCGGAUCAAACGCAAGUUUCAACGGCCAGAGCAAACGUCAGACCGCCUGUACUUAUCCGACUAUGUCCAUCACGAAGGUUGCGACUGCAGCAGAGCGAGCUCCCAGCUUUCCGAUCGCCUCGUCAACCGCGAACCUCGUGUCCAGGGCAGCCGUGUUCUGGUCCAUUCGGGUGCAAUAGCAUCUGGAGAUCAGGUUAUCAAAGAUGCCCGGACACGCGACAAUCACGCCCAGCGGCUGGGGACGCUUUGUUUUGAUAUGGAGUCAGCGGCACUGACCAACAUCGAUGCAAUUGGCAUUCGCGGUAUUUGUGACUACGCGGAUUCGCACAAAAAUGAUCAAUGGCACGGGUAUGCUGCUAUAGCUGCUGCAGUGUGCGCCGUGGAGUUUCUGAAAUUGAUCCCCGUCAGUGAUGUGCAAGAUAGUCAGUUCAAUAUGGCGGAGGAGGAAGUCCGAAGGUUUGUGGCGGCAUCCGUCGAAGAGGUGAGAGGGGCAGUCGAUGCUACUCUUACCAUGGCCAACCAACAGGCGGCAAUCCCAAAUAUAAAGAGCACACUAGCUGGCAUCGAGGAUCGAUUUGCCUUGCUGGACCGCUUGGAAAAAUCAGUCAUGACAAACAAGGGCGAAGAUGACCUCACAGCAAAACACUUGCGCAAUCUGGAGGAGUCUCACGGCCAACUUCAAGCUGCCCUGAACGAUCUUUCGGAGACAACCCUACGCCAGAGGGAUGAAUCCUCCAGCCCAGAGACCCGGCAGACAUGGUCCAGCAUGCAUACAUCUAUCACGGAUAAGUUAGAGCGAUUUCGAAGGGGAGCCGCCUCCAUAAGCAAUGCCUUAUCGGUGACAGGUAACCUAGGCGACAUUGGCAACUAUGCUGGCAACGAAGACGUCGGGUUUGCUGGAGAUAUG
Messenger RNA from Aspergillus ibericus CBS 121593, 1434 nucleotides. RefSeq names its product purine and uridine phosphorylase. The transcript has a single exon. NCBI's taxonomy places the organism in Eukaryota, Fungi, Ascomycota, Eurotiomycetes, Eurotiales, Aspergillaceae. Gene Ontology annotation, molecular function: catalytic activity. The record is from RefSeq and is a predicted model, not a curated record. The annotation marks the transcript as partial. Gene Ontology annotation, biological process: nucleoside metabolic process.